AUGCCUUCAGGGGAGCGACGCGGUCGUGUGGGGCCCGUACGCUUUAGAACAUUUCUGCGCAACACCGUUCUUGAUGUGAUGCGCAGUCGCGGGUGGCUCGAGACCGACAGCGACCUUGGCUGGGAUUUGUUUUGGGCUGACGUGGGGUGGAUCCGCGAGGUGCACGAUCAUGUGCGGCUGGACGACGUGCAGCGAAUCAACCACUUCCGCAAUCACUUUGAACUGACACGGAAGGAUUUUAUGGUGAAAAACUUGAAGCGCAUGCGAAAAAGCCUCGAACGGGAGGGGCGUUUGGAGGAGGCGACGGAGUUUGACUUUUUUCCCGUCACCUUCUCGCUGCCGCAGGACUACGGCAUGUUUGAGACGGAAUUUCGCCGUCAACCAAAUGCGAUUUGGAUUAUGAAGCCGCCGGCGAAGGCGCAGGGAAAAGGCAUAUUUCUCUUUUCAAAGAUCUCACAGAUUGCGGAGUGGCGGAAGGACUACAAACAACGACAGGUCGGAGCAGUGGGGGAAAAGGCGGGCGGUCCGUACGGGGCCGAGCAGGUGGAACCCUAUUUAGCGCAGCGCUAUAUCGAAAACCCGCACCUGGUGGGUGGGAAAAAGUAUGACCUGCGUGUGUAUGUUCUUGUGACGUGCUACUCUCCCCUCACGGUGUGGCUGCAUCGCACAGGAUUUGCACGCUUUUGUCAUCAACGGUUUUCUUUAAGGGAUAUCGAAAACACAUUUAUUCAUGUCACGAAUGUUGCCGUUCAAAAAACAAAUCCCAAAUAUACACCGUCAUCGGGCUGCAAGUAUGGACUUCGCAACCUUCGACAGUACAUUACCGCGUCGCGUGGGGUAGAGACGGCACAGAAGCUGUUUGACGAUAUACAGAACAUGAUUUUGCGUUCAUUGCAUGCUGUGCAAAAAAUUAUUGUGCAAGAUAAACAUUGCUUUGAGCUCUACGGAUAUGAUAUUAUGGUGGAUAAUGAUUUGCAUCCCUGGCUUAUUGAAACAAACGCUUCUCCUUCGCUUUCUGCUGAGACACCCGCAGAUUACCACUUGAAGUUUAACAUGCUAGAGGACAUGUUCAGCGUUAUUGAUAUUGAGAAACGCCGUACGGGAGAUGAAAUCCGCGUGGGUGGCUUUGACUUGAUUUGGAAAAAUGGCCCGGUGGGCCCUGCGUGUCGCGGAGAUGCUAAAGGUGGCGGCGUAACACAAUCGUUUUUAGGCUGUGCGAAUGAGCUUGAAAUUCCCAUUUCCCAUAUGCGGAUGCCACCACGACUGCAGCAGAUGGACAGCAGUGAGAGAUUGUUGACAUGA
This is a messenger RNA of Trypanosoma cruzi, 1302 nucleotides long. Its product is annotated as tubulin tyrosine ligase protein, putative. The transcript has a single exon. Gene Ontology annotation, cellular component: cilium. Gene Ontology annotation, biological process: protein polyglutamylation; microtubule cytoskeleton organization. Bases 1 to 1302 code for a protein of 433 amino acids. The record is from RefSeq and is a predicted model, not a curated record. Gene Ontology annotation, molecular function: tubulin binding; tubulin-glutamic acid ligase activity; ATP binding. Lineage: Eukaryota; Euglenozoa; Kinetoplastea; Trypanosomatida; Trypanosomatidae.